UAGUGUUUGCGGCGGCGCUCGUCCUGUCCUGGCGCCGACGGCCGAAAUGGAGGAUGAUGGUAUGGAGUUCCUGCUUGACGCCAUUGGCAGAUACCCACUGCGAGAGGAGUUCGCUGACAACUUUGAUCACCAGAUCCGGUUCCGCUCGUGUUCUUGUCGGGCAACGGAGCUGCCCCUGCUGACUGCUGUUCCUGCUGACUCUAAUGCUGGGUCUGGUUGCGCCGAAAAGGUCGGGGACGAUGGCGCAGGUAGAGUGCGUGAAGGAGUGCGCAGUCGCCGGGACGCAUCUCCGACAAGAUCGGCGCAGUCGACUAACAGAUUCAAUCCAGAAGCACCUGGCUGGACAAAAAGGAAAUCGACUCUAUAUCUCAAAGCCAUGGAAGUCGUGCAUAUGGGCGAUGCGAGUGCAGCAUCUUUUGAUGAAAUGUUUGCUGGUCUCUGAAGCUCUGCUUGUGAGUGGUGCACCUUUGGCUAUUCAGUGAGUGGAAUGAAGGUUCAGCCAUCUGACUCUUCGGUGAUGGACCCAGCGGCGACCGUUUGGAGUACAACACAGCUGCCGGCACAAGAUGAUGGUGUGAUUGAGGAGGUAAUGUGGAAUCGUUUUUGUCUGACGGUGUGUACCUUUUCUGUACCGAGAGAAGACAUACAUGGAUUUUCAGGGGGGAUGAUCCAACUUGAUUGCUGUUGUGUGUUCAAGCAAGAGCUGAACGAGGAGGGAGGACAAGAUUCAAUGGAAGAAGGCUUCGGCAGCUGGAUCGUGGUCGACAUGAACACUGAAUCAGGCGUGAUAUCCGACGACGGCGUGUAUGGGAUCAGAUGAUGUAAUCCUUGAGGGUUUCUGAAUGUGCCGACAUGAACAUUGCUCGUUUAUGUGGGUCAUUAGUUCCACCGGUUAUUGUGCCCAAUUGUUAUUAUUAGGGAAAAGUGGUUGCCCCUAUGUAUCUGAUGGCAGCGUAAUAUGAAGUUGAGAUCGUUGAGA
This is a messenger RNA of Triticum dicoccoides, 979 nucleotides long. RefSeq lists its product as uncharacterized. The record is from RefSeq and is a predicted model, not a curated record. Lineage: Eukaryota; Viridiplantae; Streptophyta; Magnoliopsida; Poales; Poaceae. The coding region runs from base 47 to 442 and encodes 131 amino acids. The transcript has 4 exons.